GUCAGCGCAUGCGCAGUGGCGCUGGUGGUGGCCGCCGGCGGGUGGCUGUGGAGGCGCGCGCUGCUGCGGGAGCCGGAGUUUGGCGCCGAGACGCCGUGAGGCGGAGGGACAAAAGGCGGCCUCGCUAUCAGAUUUCAAAGAUCCCAGUGUUCAGAAGUUGCGUCAGAUCUGUUUGCUAGACAUCACAACAUAAGAUCAACAGUGGAAGGUUUCGAAGAGUUAGCACCUGUGACGUUUGAAGAUGGUGAAGCCGGAUAUUCACACUUUGGCCCAUCACCUCAAACAAGAGCGUCUCUACGUGAACUCCGACAAGCAACUGCUCCAGCGGUUAAAUGCUGACGUGCUGAAAACUGCUGAACGACUCUAUCGCGCAGCAUGGAUUGCAAAACAGCAACGGAUUAACCUGGACCGCCUUAUUCUAACCAGUGUUGAAGCAUCUCCUGCAGAAUGUUGCAACCACGCCAAGGUCUUGGAGAGCACGCAGUUUGUGGACGGAUACAAACAACUGGGAUUCCAAGAGACGCUUUACGGGGAGUUUUUAAACCGUCUGAGGGAGAACCCGAGACUCGUGGCCUCUUGCUUGGUUGCUGGGGAAAAGCUCAGUUACGAAAACACGCACAGCGUCAUCCUCACGGUGUUCACCUCCCUCUAUGGCAACUGCAUCAUGCAAGAGGACGAGAGUUACCUCCUGCAGGUCCUGCGUUACCUGAUCGAGUUCGAACUGAAGGAGAGCGACAACACCAGGCGGCUGCUUCGCAGGGGCGCGUGCGCAUUCAGCAUUCUCUUCAAACUCUUUUCAGAGGGGCUGUACUCGGCCAAGCUGUUCCUGACGGCUACCUUGCAUGAGCCGAUUAUGCUGCUUCUGGUAGAAGAUGAAGAUCACCUGGAAACGGACCCAAACAAGCUGAUUGAGAGGUUUUCUCCCACACAGCAGGAGAAGCUAUUUGGAGAGAAAGGAAGUGAGAAUUUCAAAAGGAAGGUGCAGGAGAUGGUGGAAAGCAACGAGGCAAAGCUGGUAGCCCUGGUCAAUAAAUUUAUCGGGUACCUGAAACAGAACACAUACUGUUUCCCACAUAGCUUGCGUUGGAUUGUCUCACAAAUGUACAAAACCUUGUCUUGUGUGGAGGGACUGGAUAUUGGGGAGGUGAAGGCCAUGUGCACAGAUCUCUUGCUUGCCUACUUUAUUUGCCCAGCUGUUGUGAAUCCGGAACAGUAUGGGAUCAUCUCUGAUGCUCCAAUAAAUGAAGUGGCAAGAUUUAACUUAAUGCAGGUCGGGAAACUGUUACAGCAGCUGGCGAUGAUUGGCAGCGAGGAAGGGGAUCCACGACUGAAGAACAGUCUCUGCAAAUUUGACAAAAGUUGCGUGGCAGCUUUCUUGGACGCUAUUAUUGGAGGCCGACCAGUAGAAACUCCUCCCAUGUCCUCCAUGAACUUGCUGGAGGGACUCAGCAGGACUGUGAUUUACAUGACCCACAACCAGCUAAUGAACUUGGUUACAUUCACGCGGCAUGUCAUGCCAGGGGAUCUGCUGAGAGAGGAGGACAGGAUGGCUCUGGAGAAUCUCAUCAUUAACGUUCCUCAUCACAGGACGGGCAAGAGCAGUAGCCUUGAGCUCACUCCCUCCAGCACACCCCAGCUGUCUCCUGCAACCACUCCAGCCAACAAAAAAAAUCGCCUGCCAAUAGCUGGGAGGAAUAGGAACCGGGCGAAUGAAGCGAAAGACCAGCACCUGGAACAUGAAAGUACUUCUCAGGAGUCAUUACAGGAAGUUCAGCCUGAAGAAGUCUUGGUCAUUUGCCUGGGUAUCUCCUCCCAGGUCAGCCCUGGCAUGAUGUCGGAAAACGAGGUUCUGAGCAUGCAGCUUGCUGAGAAUGGACCGGGAGAGGUGCCUGUAGAUGAUGGUAAACUGCAUGGAAAGCCAGACAAAACGCUACGUUUUUCACUCUGCAGUGACAACUUGGAAGGAAUAUCAGAAGGGCCUUCGAACCGCUCAAAUUCUGUCUCCUCGCUGGACCUGGAGGGUGAAUCUGUCUCGGAGCUGGGAGCAGGACCGUCCGGCAGUAAUGGUGUGGAGGCUUUGCAGCUGCUGGAGCAUGAACAAGCCACAACACAGGACAAUCUGGAUGACAAGUUGCGUAAAUUUGAGAUUCGAGACAUGAUGGGGCUGACAGAUGACAGGGACAUUUCGGAGACCGUGAGCGAGACCUGGAGCACUGACGUCCUGGGCAGCGAUUUUGAUCCAAACAUCGAUGAAGAUCGACUUCAGGAUAUUGCAGGUGCAGCAGCAGAAAACAUGCUGGGUAGCUUGCUGGGUUUACCAGGCUCAAGUUCAGUGUUGCUUGACCCUUGCACAGGGUCGACCAUCUCUGAGACAACUAGCGAGGCCUGGAGUGUGGAGGUUCUACCAAGUGACUCCGAGGCCACAGAUUUGAAGCAGGAGGAGCGACUGCAGGAGCUGGAGAGCUGUUCGGGACUGGGCAGCACGUCCGAUGACACUGAAGUGAGGGAGGUCAGCUCACGGCCCAGUACCCCCGGUCUUAGCGUUGUAUCAGGAGUCAGUGCCACGUCAGAGGACAUCCACAACAAGACGGAGGAUCUGCGGUCAGAGUGCAGCUCAGAUUUCGGAGGCAAAGAUUCCAUCACCAGCCCUGAAUUGGAUGAUAUUAUUCACGGUAAGUAAAUCUAUGUGGUUUGUUUACCUCAACAAACACAGAAAUCUUUAACCAAAAACCAAAAAAAGCAGGCAAUAUCGAAUCAUAGAAUAUUACAGC
Messenger RNA from Callorhinchus milii (elephant shark), 2771 nucleotides. RefSeq names its product GTPase-activating protein and VPS9 domain-containing protein 1-like. The coding region runs from base 242 to 2680 and encodes 812 amino acids. The record is from RefSeq and is a predicted model, not a curated record. Gene Ontology annotation, molecular function: actin filament binding; GTPase activator activity; calmodulin binding. The transcript is spliced from 14 exons. Lineage: Eukaryota; Metazoa; Chordata; Chondrichthyes; Chimaeriformes; Callorhinchidae. Gene Ontology annotation, biological process: regulation of actin cytoskeleton organization; regulation of GTPase activity. Gene Ontology annotation, cellular component: cytoplasm.